Danio aesculapii is the source of this 1369-nucleotide messenger RNA. RefSeq lists its product as uncharacterized. NCBI's taxonomy places the organism in Eukaryota, Metazoa, Chordata, Actinopteri, Cypriniformes, Danionidae. Gene Ontology annotation, cellular component: plasma membrane. The record is from RefSeq and is a predicted model, not a curated record. The transcript has 9 exons. The coding region runs from base 3 to 1295 and encodes 430 amino acids.
CAAUGAGCCCAAACCUGCCCAUGAACACAUUUGAUCCAGCCAUGGAUGAGCAAUCAGUCAAUCCAAAACAUCAGACUGAAGCUGCAGAUCCUGCCAGCAACUAUACAGCCUUAAUGAGCUCCAAUCAGUUCAUGAACACCUCUGAUCUAGAACCAGAUGAGCAAUCAGUCAAUCCAGAACAUCAGACUGAAGCUGCAGACCCAGCCAACAAGUACACAGCCUCAAUGAGCCCCAGUCUGCUUAUGACCACCUCCGAUCCAGGCUCUGAUGAGCACACAAUCAAUCAGUUUCAUCACACUGAACCAGCAGAUCCGCCCAGCAUCAACACAGCCUCAAUGAGCCCCAUUCUUCUCAUGCCAACCUCUGAUCCAACCGAUGACCAGCAAUCAAUCAAUCCAGAACCUCAGACCGAACCUACAGAUCUACUCAUCAGUCAUGACACAGCUUCAGUGAGCUCCAUUCUGCUCAUGACCACUUCUGAAGCAAGUACUACAUCUGAUACAUCAACUACUCCAAAACUGAAGGGCUUCACGGAUCCACCCAGAAACAACAACACGGGACUUGUGUGUAUUUCUGUGCUUCCUCCACGACGGGGUUCUUACUACGUGGAGCAUGGUACGGGGGUGUCUGUGGGCUCAAUGCUUGUGUUCUGGUGUAAGGAAGGCUACCAGCUGGUUGGUCAUGAGAAAAUCACAUGCAUCUUGCAUGCGGGCGUCCCUCGAUGGAGCAACUACCUGCCAGUCUGUGAGAGUAUCCCUCGGCCAAAUGACCAGGGCUUGCGCAUUGCUUUACUGGUGUCAGUAGUGAGCGGGGUGGUCAUCCUCAUCAUGACCGUCUGCUUCAUCGUCUGUUGUUGUCAAGAGCACAUUAGCAAAAAGAAAGAAAAGCAUCGCACAGGCAGGAGCAGGAGAAGAGAAAUGCGGACCUCCAGGUCUCGGAGAAGCCCGUCCUGGUUGGAAAGAGAGCAUCUUGACUGGGAAGCAUUUCCUCCGCCAAAACUUUUCAGCCUCUCUCAACGUCUCGACCGACCGCUGCCUCCUGGUAGUCCUGUUUAUUCAGAGGUCAUCAGAUCCUAUGAGAACAGAGGCUACGAGCGGAGUCAGGAGAGUUUGCUGAGGAGCCCUAAUACUUCCUACCCAACAUACCCCGCUAACAGCCAAAUCUACCCAGCCCUCGUUUUCCAGAGGGUUCAAACUGAGCCAAACCCCUCCAGCUCUUCGACCAACCCAGUUUACGUACAGAUUGCUACACCUCCCAAAAACAAAACCCAUCACGCUUCUGUUACUCACCCAUAAAUACAAUAAUUAGUCCAUUUUCUCAUCAGCAGCACUGAAUGUGGACAAGACAAUACAGAAAACACAGGACAACA